AUGCCGACAUCCUCGACGCACUGGUCGUACGAGCAGCUGCACCUGCCGAGGGUGGUGCCCGCCUUCUCGCCGCAGGCCCUGCAGCACAACGUGCGCAUCCAGGAGCCGCCGCGCGUGCACUGCGUCCGGCCGCGGCCCCUGGCCAGGCCCACGCUCUUCCGCAAGUACUACGAGCGCGGCGACUUCCCCAUCGCGCUGCAGUUCGACGCCUCGUCCAAGUCCAUCGCGUGGAAGGGGAAGGAUAAAGUGCAAGACUUAGACUACCACCACUAUCUUCCAAUGUUUUUUGAUGGCUUGUGUGAAACAGAACAUCCGUACAAGUUUUUUGCUCGGCGCGGUAUUCACGAUAUGAUAAAAUAUGCUCCCCAUAAAGUCUUGCCAGUUGUACCUCAGCUGAUAAUACCCAUCAAAAAUGCCUUGAACACACGGAUCCCGGAUGUGGUUUGUUGCACAAUGCAGAUUAUCCAGAAGAUGGUAAAAUCAUGUGAUAUGGUGGGAGAGGCACUAGUACCUUACUAUCGCCAAAUAUUACCAAUGUUUAAUUUGCUGAAGCCAAUGAAUGUGAACACCGGAGACGGCAUUGACUAUGCUCAGCAGCGAGAUGAAAACAUUGGUGACCUUGUCCAACAAACGCUAGAGAUCUUGGAGCGCCAUGGAGGAGAAGACGCUUUCAUCAAUAUAAAAUACAUGAUACCCACUUAUGAGUCAUGCAUGUUGAAUUAAUGAUUUCAAGAACAUGCUUUUCAAAUUACUAUCAGCCCCAAGUUUCAACAUCACAGUAACAUUGUUGAGUUCAAUGUAAGAAGGCUGUAUGUGAACUCUAAUAACUGGUAGUGAAAUUCAUCAUGCGAGGCACUGAGCAACAUUUCUAACUUGUGCUUUUUGCAGUUAAGUAGAUACUGAUUCUGAUCUUGAAAAAUAAAUGCAUCUUUGUGAAAAAGUCCAUUAGGACACCAGAAAUUGACUAGUGUGCCAUUAUCAUGAAUAACAAAAACUCAUUUAAUUGAGUAAUGGUAAAGAGAGAGUUAAUAAAUAGAACUGAAAAGAAAAUCUUGGUUUUGAAGAUUCAUUUUAAUUUUUAUCAAUUGUGCAGGUCACUUAUGUUUGUAAUAAAUGUUUCAGCAAGCA
Molecule: messenger RNA, 1128 nt
Organism: Thrips palmi
Lineage: Eukaryota; Metazoa; Arthropoda; Insecta; Thysanoptera; Thripidae
Product: parkin coregulated gene protein homolog
Exons: 4
Coding region: 1-723 (240 amino acids)
Molecular function (GO): Hsp90 protein binding; Hsp70 protein binding
Source: RefSeq, a predicted model, not a curated record